AUGGCGGGCCCCAAGACCUGCCGCUUUUGCGGCAGCGAAGAGCUGGAGAGGAGCGAGAACAAGGGAGAACUCACUUGCUGCAGGUGUGGGGCCGUGCUUGAGGAGAGCGGCAUUGUUGAAGGUCUUCAAUUCACAGAGUCUGCUGGGGGCGGCGUGUCCAUGGUGGGCCGCUUCGUGCCUGCGGGAGGCACUGGCCGCAGCUUCGCCUUCGGGGGCGGCGAGACGAGAGAGCAGGCGCUGCAGCGGGGCCUCUCCAACAUCCAGUCUGUUGCAGGUGCACUCUUGCUGCUGCUGCUGCUGCUGCUGCUGCUGUUGUUGUUGUUGGUAGUGCUGCUGCUGUUGGUGUUGGUGGUGCUGCUGCUGUUGUUAGUGAUGCUGCUGUUGUUGUUAGUGCUGCUGCUGUGCUGCUAUUAG
Molecule: messenger RNA, 414 nt
Organism: Eimeria necatrix
Lineage: Eukaryota; Apicomplexa; Conoidasida; Eucoccidiorida; Eimeriidae
Product: transcription factor IIIb subunit, putative
Exons: 3
Coding region: 1-414 (137 amino acids)
Source: RefSeq, a predicted model, not a curated record